AUGCUUGCAACACUACUAUUCUUCCUAUUUUUCUCGUUGGUCCAAUCAGCAAGAAUCGACUUCAUCCCCCCGGGAUGGGAUUGGUGGACUUCUGGUUGUACAGCACAGAAAGACUGGUAUUUGUAUAAGUGCCCUCAAGGAAAUGCACAAUCCCCAGGAAACCCAGAAUUCUACUCCAACUUCCAAGAUCUCUGGUGGAUACAAGGCAAUACUUACAGAGCCGAAUUUAACUUUGGAUUCAAUGUUGACAUGAAAAGUCAACAUCUAGACUACUUAGCCUUAGAAGGGUUACCUUCACCAGACCCUCGUGUCAUCGAUGGUACUCUAGUCUUAGUGGACAAAGCCAAUGGAAUUAAUUUGUUUACUCAGAGCUGGAACCGUCUUUCAUUGACUCUCCUUAUGUUAAUUGACGCAGUUCCAGAUGAUACCAGACCUGAGCCAAGACACUGUACACCACCUUUUAAUGUUGUUGGAAGAUGGUGCCAAACUCCAGAAACUCAAGGUGGACAAUGCGAUACAUGGAAGUACAACAAGGAAUUUACUAUUGUCGUCGACUGUGCUGCUCAAGACUGUAACAUAUCUCAGAAGUGUUUCAAUAAGCAUUGUCCAGGAGGAACACCAUCAUUACCUCCCGUACCCGACCCAACACCAGAGCCAACAGAAACGGAUCCAGAAGAAACCGAAACUAAACCUACAUCUGAACCAGAAACUGAGACACCAACAGAGACAGAUCCAGAAACUGAGCCUACAUCUGACCCAGAAACUGAGACGCCAACAGAAACAGAUCCAGAGGAAACUGAAACUGAUCCAACAUCUGAUCCAGAAACUGAGACACCAACAGAGACAGACCCAGAGGAAACUGAAACUGAUCCAACAUCUGACCCAGAAACCGAGACACCAACAGAGACAGAUCCAGAAACUGAGCCUACAUCUGACCCAGAAACUGAGACGCCAACAGAGACAGAUCCAGAGGAAACUGAAACUGAUCCAACAUCUGAUCCAGAAACUGUGACGCCAACAGAGACAGAUCCAGAGGAAACUGAAACUGAUCCAACAUCUGAUCCAGAAACUGAGACACCAACAGAGACAGACCCAGAGGAAACUGAAACUGACCCAACUUCUGACCCAACUUCUGACCCAGAAACCGAGACACCAACAGAGACAGAUCCAGAGGAAACUGAAACUGAUCCAACAUCUGAUCCAGAAACUGUGACGCCAACAGAGACAGAUCCAGAGGAAACUGAAACUGAUCCAACAUCUGAUCCAGAAACUGAGACACCAACAGAGACAGACCCAGAGGAAACUGAAACUGACCCAACUUCUGACCCAACUUCUGACCCAGAAACCGAGACACCAACAGAGACAGAUCCAGAGGAAACUGAAACUGAUCCAACAUCUGAUCCAGAAACUGAGACACCAACAGAGACAGAUCCAGAAACUGAGCCUACAUCUGACCCAGAAACUGAGACGCCAACAGAGACAGAUCCAGAGGAAACUGAAACUGAUCCAACAUCUGAUCCAGAAACUGAGACACCAACAGAGACAGAUCCAGAAACUGAGCCUACAUCUGACCCAGAAACUGAGACACCAACAGAGACAGAUCCAGAGGAAACUGAAACUGAUCCAACAUCUGAUCCAGAAACUGAGACACCAACAGAGACAGAUCCAGAGGAAACUGAAACUGAUCCAACUUCUGACCCAACUUCUGACCCAGAAACUGAGACACCAACAGAGACAGAUCCAGAGGAAACUGAAACUGAUCCAACAUCUGAUCCAGAAACUGAGACACCAACAGAGACAGAUCCAGAAACUGAGCCUACAUCUGACCCAGAAACUGAGACACCAACAGAGACAGAUCCAGAAACUGAGCCUACAUCUGACCCAGAAACUGAGACGCCAACAGAGACAGACCCAGAGGAAACUGAAACUGAUCCAACUUCUGACCCAACUUCUGACCCAGAAACUGAGACACCAACAGAGACAGAUCCAGAGGAAACUGAAACUGAUCCAACAUCUGAUCCAGAAACUGUGACACCAACAGAGACAGAUCCAGAAACUGAACCUACAUCUGAUCCAGAAACUGUGACGCCAACAGAGACAGAUCCAGAGGAAACUGAAACUGAUCCAACAUCUGAUCCAGAAACUGAGACACCAACAGAGACAGAUCCAGAGGAAACUGAAACUGAUCCAACAUCUGAUCCAGAAACUGAGACACCAACCGAGACGCCAACAGAGACAGACCCAGAGGAAACUGAAACUGACCCAACUUCUGACCCAACUUCUGACCCAGAAACCGAGACGCCAACAGAGACAGACCCAGAGGAAACCGAAACUGAUCCAACAUCUGAUCCAGAAACUGAGACACCUACCGAGUCAGAAUCAGAAGAAUCAGAAACUCCUAGCAGGACUUUGGAAACGGUCACGACCACAUCGACUAUCACAUUAACCACUGUUGUCCCUUGUCCUACUGGCGGCGAGGAAACCAUCACUGUGACCGAAGUGACAGUUAUUACAACUGAAAUUGAAAAGACCGUAUCCUCACCCACAACUAUUGUUACCGAGACUAUUACAGGUCUUCCUGUUCCACCUGAGACGUUACCAACCGAAAUUGUUACUACAGUUGUAACCUCAAUUCUACCAGUUGUAACUGUGGAUACUAUUACUACUACUUCAACCAUUACUUUGACUACCGUGGUUCCACAUCCUACUGGCGGUGAAGAAACAAUCACUGUGACUGAACAGUCAGUAAUCACUUCUGAAGUCCAGAAGACCGUAUCUUCUAUUACAACCAUUGUUACAGAAACCGUCAUACCGAAGCCAUUGCCAACUCCAAUUACCAUUGAAUCUGUCAUUGUGACUCCUAUUACCGUUACAGUUACUAAUGUUAUAACAAACACUGUUGUCGUUCCAUGUCCAACGGGAGGAUACACCACAGAAGUCCAAUUGGAAACCGAAGAGAUCACCACCGAAGUUCUGAAAACUGUCGUUGUUACUACUGUAGUUACCAAGACCGAACAACAAUCCACAAUGGAAACUGUCAUCGUUUCCCAGGCAGGAAAAGUUACUACUACCAAGUUUAUAACCCAAACUGUUACUGAGUGUCCAGAAGUUAUACAAACAACAAUUUUCGAGACAAUUGCCGGCGAGACAGUCACAAGAACAGUUGAUCAUUCCGUUUGUGAGACCUAUAUAGUUGUAUGUGUUGAAGAGCCAACCAAAGAACUUGUUGAAGAAAUCAUUGAUGACGUUGUCCACUCAUACACCACUGAGUACACGAAGACUUCACUGUUCACGUUAGAACAAUUGGUUACUGAUGAAGCUGAAGAACAACAACAAUUACCAUAUGAAGAUCACAUUGAUGAAGAAGACCAACUAGUUGAAGAAAGUGGAACUUAUUCAAUCGAAGAAGCCUUGGAAGGUGCUGGUUCACAAAUGGAUCCUGCGAUGAAUAUGAUCAUGGCAAUAAUUGCUUUAUUAGUAUCUAUCUAA
Messenger RNA from Scheffersomyces stipitis CBS 6054, 3489 nucleotides. RefSeq lists its product as uncharacterized. Lineage: Eukaryota; Fungi; Ascomycota; Pichiomycetes; Serinales; Debaryomycetaceae. The transcript has a single exon. The coding region runs from base 1 to 3489 and encodes 1162 amino acids. The record is from RefSeq and is a predicted model, not a curated record.